This is a messenger RNA of Stegostoma tigrinum, 3355 nucleotides long. It is a transcript of the gene tmem69, whose product is annotated as transmembrane protein 69. The record is from RefSeq and is a predicted model, not a curated record. Lineage: Eukaryota; Metazoa; Chordata; Chondrichthyes; Orectolobiformes; Stegostomatidae. Bases 123 to 893 code for a protein of 256 amino acids. The transcript is spliced from 3 exons.
GCCUUGGUUGAGGAUGAGCUUCCUCUGCAUGGGCCGCCAUGUUUCAAAGUGAACGGUUAUUUGGGGUUUAAUUUGGCAAGGAACAGAGAUCGUUGGUUUUUGGACGAUUGGAAGGUGGUAAGAUGUUGGCUUUUUUGGUGAGGAGAUACUUGCAAACAACUGGAAAAGUUCAGAAAUUACUACAGUUUCCAAAUGAAUCAAGAAACAUCAUGCCGUCUAACUUAUUGAGCUCUUACACACAAAGAAGAAUUAUGAGCCAUCAAGCCAUCAAGUACUUGCAAAAAUCUGCAUUUUUUAGGAGUCAAACAAGCUAUUUUCAUGCAUCAUCUCAAGCAUCCAAGAUAAAGAAAGUGGAAGAACCAGAGAAACGUGAAUUAGACUUACUACGAUAUGAUUUCAGAGAAUUGAAGAACAGUCCCAAACCUGCCCUCUAUCUUUGCUGUGGUGGAUUAAUUCCUUUUGUGUCAGCUCCCCUUGUAAUGGCCAUAACAGAAACAUAUUUUCCUGAGCUAGCUUUUGCCCAAAUUGCAUAUGGAGCAGCAAUUCUCUCUUUUGUCGGAGGAAUAAGAUGGGGAUUUUCAAUUCCAGGAAGUAGUUCUGCAAAACCUGAUUGGUUGAAUCUGGGAAAUAGUGUGGUUCCUUCUUUGUUAGCCUGGAUAGCUCUACUCUUUCAUGAUAAUCUGACUGAAGCAGCAAUUUUGAUUAUCAUGGGUCUAGGUAUAGCAUUGCAUUAUGACUUAGCCUUACUCGAAGGCUAUCCAAGUUGGUUCAGAGCUCUUCGAGCAGUGCUGACUGUGGUCGCAACAUUUUCCUUGGUUGCCACAUUAUUAAUCAAAAGUACAUACCCUGAGAAAAAGCUACUGCCAGAUGAAAAAAUAAAAUCUAAAGAGUAGAGAUUUUAUCCUUUCAAAAAAGCAACAGAAAGGAUAUUAUUUAAAAAAUACUGCAAUAAAAUUGAAGCAGAGAUGCUUAUAAAUGGUGUGAUUAACAAUUAACUCACACCAUUCUAUUCAAACACUGAUCACCGUUCAAAAAUCUAGCUGUUGAAAAGUUAUUUAACUUGCAUAUUAUUCCCAUUUUUCUGUUCAAGCUGAUCAUGUAAAAGUAUCAUCAAUAUUGUGACUUAACAAAGAAAAGAUAUAACUAAUGAUGAAUCAAGGUCGUUGUGUCAAAAGCUUCUUGAUCUGUGGUUACAAUCAUCACACAAGGUUUAAGAUAUUUAUUGCUCGCUGCUUUAUGGAAACUAUCCAUAGACAUUUCAGGACUUGGUAGAGCUACAUAGAGUAGCAUUUUUGUGCAGGUUUGGUUUGUUUGCAAUAUUCCUAAUGUGAAACAACUAUCAAGUAACUAUUGAACUAAUCAAUGAAACAAAACUCAAUUAAUUCUAAGCACCUGGAGAAAUUGAUGUUCUUGGAUUGUCACCUUUGUUUUGAGUAAUAACAUAAGUUGGGCACUGGGCCAUGAUGAAUUAUUGGCUGUUUGGUAGAAGUCAACACUGUAUCCAAGAGCUUUCUAUUGCCCUACCACUGAAUAAAUGCAUCAGCAUUGCCAGCAAGUCUGCAGUUAUCACAUGUAUCGAAAUAAGUAGAGACUGCUGCUGCUGCUUCUUAAUGUGAGAAAUGUGUGGCUGAUAAACAUGACAUAUGUUGCAAGAUAAUAGGAGAGUCAUGUUAAAGGUUUUAACACUUCAAAGUUUAAUUACUCUAAAUAUACAUUUUGUACUGAAUACGACUUAGUGUGAUAAAUUGCAUAUUUAAUCUGUAUUCUGAUCUCGAAUCUGGGAGAUUGUAUUCAAAAUGUAUCAAACGAGAGUGUAUUGAUCAUUGAAAAUUAUUGGUAGCAUCUGAAAUAUUCCAGUGAAUCAGAAUGUAGAAGCAUGAGUUUGCUGUUGAAUUUUCAGGAUUCGCUACGCUUCCAUUGAGCUGAUAAGGUUAAAUAAUCUGCCGCUUAAAAGACCCUAACACAUUUACUGGCAUGGUCAUUACAUAUUUCUUUAAUUCAGCAGCAUCAGUGUAAAAAUAGCAAGUGUAACAGUUGUUGUAAAAAGAAUUUUUAAAAAUUGUAGUUUUGAUAUUUUUGAUUAAAUCCUCUUAAAAAUCAGAAGUUUGAGCUGAGUUUAUAAAAGUUUUGAGUUUGCUGUCAAGAUUGGUUAGCAAUAAAUUGCUCUCUUGUGGUGAAUCAAUUAGUCUUUAGACCACAUCAAGAAAGAAACAUCUAUCUUUGUUAAAAUUAAGGAACUUUUGAGUACAGGUUACUGUUUUAUCUUUACAAUUAAUCCACUGAAUGGAGAGAUGAAAAAACACUGUUGUACAUGUCAGUAAUGUUACACUGGAAGACCUCAUGUGAUGUUGCAUGUGAAUAAUAUGGAAGAAAUGAUGUCCAGUUGGUCAAAUAUGGUGGUGUUUCAACUUCAUCUGUUCUAAUUAGGCCAUUGCUCAAUGUCCCCUGGAGACAAGUCAUGUUUGCUUUUCCAAAUUAAUUCAGAGGAAAACUUGCUGGGCAAGCAUUUAUUUUUCUUCCCUGACUGAUCGGGAAGAAGUGUCGUGGUGAGCUGCCUUCUUGAACUGCUGCAAUCUUUGAGAAUAAAGGACACCUUUACUACUGUUAGAGAGGGAAUUCCAGGGUUUUGAUCCACUGAAAGUUAGGGAACAAUAAUACAGUUUCAUGUCAUGGUACUUUGCAAUUUGAAAGGGAAUUUGCAAGUGGUGGUGCUCCUGUGCAAUUGCUGCCCUUAUCCUAGGUGAUACAGGUCAUGAGUUGGGAAUGUGCUGUCAGAGAAGCAUUUUAUAAACAGUAUACAAUCCUCCCACUGUGAGUCAGUGGUGGGUGGGUUGCAAAUUAAGUAGGCUUUUUUGUCUUAGAUGGGGUUAAAUUUUUGUGUGGUUGGAUCUACACCCAUUCAAUCAAAUGGAGAAUAUCCCAUCACACUCCUGACUCAUGCCUUGUCGAUGGCAGACAGGUAUUAAGGGAAAGUAGGGGAUUUAAUUGCUGCGGAAUUCCUCGUCCUAGUUGUGACAGUAUUUUUAUGGCUAGUUCAAUUUCUGAUCAAUGCUUGCCCCAGAAUUUUAAUGGUGGGGAUUUAACUAGGGUAAUGACAAAGGUGAAUGGUCUGACUCUUUGUUGGACAUGGUCACUGCCUGGAUGUCACCCAGGCAUGAAUGGAGGUGAGGUCUGGAGCAGACUCAAGUCUGUUCCGACUUCUGUGAUUGAAAGGGCUGGAGUUCUGAACUUUUAUUUCUUUAUUUUUCUAAUUUAUUUUUAAGAAUCUAUAUCUUAGAUGGCCCUGUAAGCAAUGACUUUGUUAACUUUCCACUGUUUUCAUGUAAGUACUUGUGUUAAUAAACCUAAUUCUGAU